Messenger RNA from Propithecus coquereli (Coquerel's sifaka), 3335 nucleotides. RefSeq names its product chemerin chemokine-like receptor 1 (gene CMKLR1). NCBI's taxonomy places the organism in Eukaryota, Metazoa, Chordata, Mammalia, Primates, Indriidae. Gene Ontology annotation, biological process: positive regulation of macrophage chemotaxis; inflammatory response; regulation of calcium-mediated signaling. The transcript has 3 exons. Gene Ontology annotation, cellular component: plasma membrane. The coding region runs from base 185 to 1300 and encodes 371 amino acids. The record is from RefSeq and is a predicted model, not a curated record. Gene Ontology annotation, molecular function: G protein-coupled receptor activity; complement receptor activity.
UGCCCGCCCACCAGCCUUUCAGACAGAGCCCGGGAGGAGAAGUGGUUACCCCAGCUGUGUCCUGUGCCCUGGAUGAGGAGCCUGGGGUCCCUGUCACUCUCUGCUGAACUGGUGUUUCCAGCCGUGCACAGGGACUGAUUGGCCGAGGACCCACGUUCUUCGGACACCGUAACGGGGAACGAGCAUGGAGGAUGAAGACUACAACACCUCUGCCCUCUAUGACGAAGACUACUCCGACGACUUCGACUCCAUCGUGGUGUUGGAGGAGUUAUCUCCCCUGGAAGCCAGGGCGGCCAGGAUCUUCCUGGUGGUGGUCUACAGCCUCGUCUGUUUCCUCGGGAUUCUAGGCAACGGUCUGGUGAUUGUCAUUGCCACCUUCAAGAUGAAGAAGACAGUGAACACCGUCUGGUUCCUUAACCUGGCCGUGGCAGAUUUCCUGUUCAACGUCUUCCUCCCAAUCCACAUCGCCUACGCCGCCAUGGACUACCACUGGGUUUUUGGGACCGCCAUGUGCAAGAUCAGCAACUUCCUGCUCAUCCACAACAUGUACACGAGCGUCUUCCUGCUGACUGUCAUCAGCUUCGACCGCUGCGUCUCUGUGCUGCUCCCCGUCUGGUCCCAGAACCACCGCGGCGUCCGGCUGGCCUACGCGGCCUGCGUGGUCAUCUGGGUCCUGGCGUUCUUCUUGAGUUCGCCGUCCCUGGUGUUCCGGGACACGGCCAAUCUGCACGGGAAGACGUCCUGCUUCAACAACUUCAGCCUGGCCGCGGCUGGGUCUUCCCCGGGGCCCACUCACCCCCGACUGGACCCCGUGGGGUACAGCCGCCACAUGGUGGUGACCGUCACCCGCUUCCUCUGCGGCUUCCUGGUCCCAGUCCUCAUCAUCACCGCCUGCUACCUCACUAUCGUCUGCAAGCUGCGGCGCAACCGCCUGGCCAAGACCAAGAAGCCCUUCAAGAUCAUCGUGACCAUCAUCAUCACCUUCUUCCUCUGCUGGUGCCCCUACCACACGCUGUACCUCCUGGAGCUCCACCACAGGGCCGUGCCUGGCUCCGUCUUCAGCCUGGGCCUGCCCCUGGCCACAGCUGUCGCCAUUGCCAACAGCUGCAUGAACCCCAUUCUGUACGUCUUCAUGGGUCAGGACUUCAAGAAGUUCAAGGUGGCCCUCUUCUCCCGCCUAGUCAACGCUCUGAGUGAGGACACAGGUCACUCUUCUUACCCCAGCCACAGGAGCUUUACCCGGAUGUCGUCAAUGAACGAGAGGAGUUCCAUGAACGAGAGGGAGACCAACAUGCUCUGAGCCUCGCCUAGGGGCCCCCAGUGGAGACUCCCAACCCCCAGGAUGCCCAAGGACACGUCUUCUGAAAACCAAGGCAAGAACCUCUUUCGCACCCACCGAUGUCCUCUGCAUGGGGAGGAGCAGUGUUUUGAGCUGUGAAUCCAGGGUCUGGAACCCUUUUCUCCAAGUGGCACAGUGGAGAGAGCCUUCCAUGGUGCUCACAGCCUUGCACUAGCAACCUGUGCCUCUUGGAAGACCCACCUUGACCCACUGAAAUUGAAAAAGGAAGAAUUCUCCGAAGCACUGCCAUGAUCUGGGGUUGGCAUACAGUGGCAGGAUUAAGCUCCUUGCCGUGAGUGCCACAGAUACGACACACACAUUUUAUAAGGUCCAUUCCUGGUGGGUGCAGGACAGGUCACAGCAAACCCGGUGUGAUGCAGAUCACACCUGGCCCUCACAGCUGUAUCAAUAGCCAGCCAGAAAAUCCUGCCCCUAAAACCAUUCCUCUGGGUUAAGGCACGUGCAAAUGCACAGGUGACGGGGAGGCGAAGGCGACCUGAUAGCCCAUGAACUCCCAAGACCACGGAUUUGGCCUUCAGAUCAGCCGGGAAGACAGAGAACAGGUCCUGAGGCAGCAUGUGGGCGCGUUGCAAGGGCGGGACCAGGGUGGGGGGUGUGCAGCGAGGCCCCGGGGAAGGAAGGACAGAGAAGACCAAAGAGUCUUCAUGGGACGCGGACGCAGAACAGCUCACCCUAGACCUUCACAGGGUGACGGUGCUCUCGGCUGGAGCUAUUUGCAGGGUGUGGGUGGUGGCAGCCCCUGAUCUCACCUCGCCUUUAUUACCUGGGGGUGGGGUUGUGGUGGGCAGGGGUUCUUCCUUCCUUGCCUAAUCCACUCAGCUCUGGCUGGAGGUGCUUAGAGUAAAACACUGGGUGCUGGGGGAGGGGGUGGGGGCGGGGCUUCUUUCCUCUUCAAUUUCCUCCAAGUCUUGCUGGAGACUGCUCUUAAAUGCAGCCUCGGGAAGCGACUUUGGAGCGUCUCCUGGGAAGAAGAGUGUGUCCAAGGACUCAGUCACCGAACUCAAAGCAGAGUCUGGAGCCGGCGUCCUUGACCUGAGCUCCUGAGAUGCAGACGCCGCGCUGCAUGGCUUUUCUCAUCUGACGCCAACACCUGCCUGUGGCAGAGGGUGUCAUUUCCCAGUGACACAGCUGGGGCUCAGAGGAGGAAGUACUCUGCCCAACACCAGCCAGCUACUCAGUGGCAGAGUUCAGAUCCGAACCCAGCUGGGCCUGGCUGCAGAGGCUCUGUUCUUUCAUUGAAAAUUUACCUAUUGAGAUUAUUCUAGACUAUAACGCUAGCCUACAUUUAUUUAGCACUUUCCAUGUUAAGCACUUUCCAUGCGUUUUCUUAUUUAUUCCUCACAGCAAUCCUGAGUUAGGUACAGUUAUUACUUCCCUUUCUCAUAGGAGGAAUCUGAGGUCAGAGAGGUUAAGUAACUCACCCAAGGGCACCCAGCUAGUCUCUGCCGGGGCCUGGAUUUGAACCUCAGUUUGCCUGGCCCAAAGGAGGCUGCAGAGUCAGGAAGGAACUAGAAAGGUUGGGGGUAUUGAUCAUAAAUAUUGAUUCUUCUGUAGAUGAAUGUGAACAUCUUAAUGGCCUUUAAGAAGCUUUGCAAAUAGUUUUCAAAAAUGACGCAAUGUGGCAAAGAAAACACACGUGGCUUCCAGCUCCCCCGACAGCCAUCAACAGCCACCCCAGCCACGGAUCGCCCAUCUUGCAUCCCCUGAGGUCCCCAAGGAGGGCAGUGUGGACAGAGGCCUGGCAGGAGGCAGCCGCUUGUGAGCCCGAGGCCCUUCGGCCCCUAAGUGUCCACGUCUUGUUCUCUUCCAAGUCCCCAAGCCGUUAAGCGAAUUCUCCAACAGGAUGCAGCGAACAGAUGCGAUGUCUGCCCCGAGCUGGGCAAGUCCCCAAGGCCACGGGCUGUUUGGAAUGGCACUUCAUUAAGAGACAAACUGUUCUGUCCCUCCUGCAUCUUUUUUUUAAAAAAACUUUAUA